This is a messenger RNA of Saccostrea echinata, 918 nucleotides long. Its product is annotated as CAP-Gly domain-containing linker protein 3-like. Gene Ontology annotation, cellular component: cytoplasm; microtubule plus-end; nucleus. The transcript is spliced from 6 exons. The record is from RefSeq and is a predicted model, not a curated record. Gene Ontology annotation, biological process: cytoplasmic microtubule organization. NCBI's taxonomy places the organism in Eukaryota, Metazoa, Mollusca, Bivalvia, Ostreida, Ostreidae. Gene Ontology annotation, molecular function: microtubule plus-end binding. The coding region runs from base 109 to 810 and encodes 233 amino acids.
AACAACAUGGCGGUUUCAAUCAGGUGUUCGUGUAGAUAAUAUUUACUUUUUGCAUAAAAGAGACAAUAACGUACCGGUUCAUGAUCAUUUUAAGGACGUGAAUUGACAAUGGUUUUGUACCAAAAUAUCAACGUUGGACAGAGGGUAGAGGUUAAGCUGGGUAACCUCGUGUUCCGAGGAGUGGUCAAGUACAAGGGGUCGGUGGUCAACAGACAAGGUGACUGGGUAGGCGUAGCACUGGAGAGGGCAGUGGGGGAAAAUGAUGGUAUGAUAUUGGGGAGAAGAUACUUCCAGUGCCCCCUAAAUCACGGGACAUUUGUUAGAGCCAGCAACAUAAGAUUCAUCCCUAUGAUCAGAUGUUUAUAUAACAGAUACCAUAGAGUUUCCGAGAAAUCUUACGUUGAGGAACCACUUUUCAGUUCAACGGUUCCCAAGGCUGACCCCGCGGUCAUCUCUGGUCAAUAUCAGGACAAGGCGAGAAACAGCUUCGCUUUUGACGAUUCUUUGUUCAGCGCAAAGCGGUUUCCACUGCGACAUUCGGUCGGGAACCACAUACCUGCUGCAACGAUGAAGCGCGCCAAAACUGCAAUGGCGUCAUUUCGUUAUUUAAGCAGUCCUAUUCACAGUGAAUAUGACAUUCAAGAAGACUUUAUAGCCACGCCCACUAUCCCUAAGACACACAUGCCAUACUCCGCCCUCAAAAGACAGGUGGGGCGGGGCUGGGAGGGUACUCAUUAUGUCCGCGAAAUGAGCGUGGGGACCGGAAGGGAUUCAAUAAAAUUUUCGGCAUGGAACGAUAUCUCACCUUAAGGAUAUCCAGCAACAUUUUCUUAGUAUUGUUACCGAGGCUUUGGUUCCUCAGAAUGAUUAAAACUGCUCAAACUACGUAUACAAAUUCAGGAGUUUAAUGUUGUACAA